AUGGCCGACAGCUCGCAACCGCCCACAGCGUCGACCUCUGCGUUCGUGUCCACGCUGAUCUUCUAUGGAGUCAUUUGUCUCAUUUUCAUCGCGCUGUUUGUGCGCCUGAGACCGCGCCAAGAGCGUGUGUACCAGCCCCGGUCCAUCAAAGAAAUCCUCACGGUGCGCGAGGAAGAGCGCAGCGAGCCCGUUCCCGCCGGAUACUUCGCGUGGGUUAAAUAUCUACUCUCCAGGCCGCACUCCUACGUCAUCCAGCACGCGGGCCUCGACGGCUACCUGUUCCUGCGCUUCAUCGCGGUUUUCGGCUCCAUCUCACUUAUGGGAUGUCUCAUCCUUUUGCCCAUACUGCUGCCUGUCAAUGCCACCAACGGCAACAACUACAAAGGUUUUGAGCUACUCGCUUUCGCCAACGUCACCAACAAGAACCGUUUCUACGCGCACGUGUUCCUGUCCUGGAUCUUCUUUGGUCUUGUGCUCUACACUAUCUACCGCGAGCUCUACUACUACGUCUCGCUCAGACACGCUGUUCAGACUAGUCCACUUUACGAUGGCCUCGUCUCCUCCAGAACCGUGAUUCUGACCGACCUGUCCUCGGACCUUGUUAACGAAUCCGAAAUUCAGCGCAGAUUCCAAAACUGUUCCCGCGUCGUGUUUGCCCACGAUAAUACGAAACUCCAAAAGUUGGUUCAGGAACGUACCAAGCUUGCCGGCAAAUACGAAGGUGCUAUGAACAAAGUUAUCCAAAAGUCUUUGAAGAUCAGAGCCAAAGCCGAAAAGAAGGGCAAACUCGAAGAACUUAUUGGCAACAAACCCGAAGAUGAUCUACAAACUUAUAUUCCUCUCAAAAAGAGACCUACCUUACGUCUGGGCAAGAUUCCUCUGCCCGUCAUAGGUGGUAAGAAAUACGAUACUUUGGAAUAUUGCAGCAAGCGCAUUGGCGAGCUCAACGACGAAAUCGCAGAAGAACAACAAUCUUGGGAUACUCGCGACAAAGUUGGUUCCUGUUUCAUGGAAUUCAAGGGCCAACUUGAUGCUCAAAGAGCUUUUCAAUCCGUCAAAUACAUCUUGGAUAAAGGUUCCUACGAUAAAUGCGUAAUUGGCGUUGCGCCACAAGACGUUGCUUGGAACGCCCUUGGCAUGUCUAAAAAAGUCAGAGCGUCGAAGCGCGGUGUUGCAAACACCGUCUUAACUUUCAUGAUCAUUUUUUGGGCCAUACCAGUUGCAGUUGUCGGUUUCAUCUCCAACAUUAACUUUUUGAUUGGUACGUUGAAGUUCCUCAGCUUUAUCAAUAAUCUACCAAAAGUUUUACUUGGUCUCAUCACUGGUGUCUUGCCCACUGUGGCUUUAGCCAUUCUUAUGUCAUUGGUACCUAUCUUCAUCAAGAAACUAGGCGCCAUUAGCGGUUGCACCAGCUUACAAGAACAAGAACUUUAUUGUCAAGUGUGGUACUACAGCUUUUUGGUUGUGCAGGUUUUUAUUGUGGUAACUUUGACUUCAUCUGCCUCUUCUACUGUGAGUGCCAUCAUUGACAAUCCUUCUUCUGCUAUGACUUUGUUAGCUGCGCAUUUGCCAGCGUCCUCCAAUUUCUACAUUGCCUAUUUCCUGUUGCAGGGUUUGACUUUCCCCAGUGGCGCUUUGCUACAAAUCGUUAAUUUGAUUCUGAGUAAGUUUUUGGGUAGAAUCCUCGACUCUACUCCUAGACAGAAAUGGAACCGUUACAACACUUUGUCGAAGCCUACGUGGGGUGUCAUGUUCCCAAACAUCGAACUUCUGCUCUGUAUCUUGAUUUGCUAUUCCAUUAUCGCUCCAAUUAUCUUGGUUUUCUCGACUUUUGCAUUCGGUUUCUUCUACUUGGCGUACCAAUACAAUUUGAACUACGUGCUCGGAUUCUCUUUUGACAUGAAGGGAAGAAACUACGCUAGGGCUUUAUUCCAAGUAUUCCUCGGGCUUUACUUGUCUGAGAUUUGUUUGCUCGGUUUAUUUAUCAUGGCUAAGACCUGGGGUCCACUUGUCAUUGAAGUGGUCUUCAUCGUAUUUACUGUGUUGUGUCACCUAUACUUCCAGAGAAGAUUCAUCCCCUUGUUCGACACGGUGCCAUUGAGUGCCAUCAAGUAUGCAAGAGGUGAAUCUACGUACUUCUAUCCUUCACAGGAUCAAGGUUUGAGCGAAAUUAAGGGUACUGGCGAGAAAUUGAAGCAUGAAUUAGAUGAAAGUGAAACUGGUGGCGUUAUUCAACCCGCCACAUCUGCCGAUUUGAAAAAAGCUGGUAUCCUGUCUGAUGACGAUGCCGAAAUCGAAAAGGACUCCGACAUGGAGAAAAAGCGCCAAUCUUCUAAUAUCAGCAAAGCUAAUACUAAUCUUGAAGAACCAAACUUUGUUCCAGAGGACGAGGAGUUCCACAAAUUCGGUUACAAAGACGUCGAGGAUUUGGACACCAAUAAGCAUCCUAAGCACACAGUGGAUGCCAACGGUGCCGUGGUUGUUAACGCCGACGCCGGAAACGUGUUUUCGGACGCUCAGGCUGUUACUAAGGAUCCCAAGGCCUUCCCACCCAACAAAGCUUCUACUUGGAGUUUGAAGGAAAGAGUUAUCUACUACUUCAAGCCACACAAGAGCUACGAGUUCUCUGCGGUGCGCAGAAGCCUACCGUACGUGUUCAACACGUCUGUGCAGUAUGAUAAGGACUUUUUGGAGACCGCCUACACGGAUCCAUCGGUGACAGACCCUGCUCCAAAGCUGUGGAUUGCCCGCGACUCGCUAGGACUUUCGACCCAGCAAGUCGCGCUCGCAAGGACUAACGGUGUGGAGGUGAGUGACGAGUUCACCGGCUUCGACGAGAAAAACCGGAUCACAUAUUCGUUCCAUCCUCCCGACUUCGAGCCUGUUGCUCAACAAUAA
This is a messenger RNA of Lachancea nothofagi CBS 11611, 2898 nucleotides long. Lineage: Eukaryota; Fungi; Ascomycota; Saccharomycetes; Saccharomycetales; Saccharomycetaceae. The record is from the annotation of a GenBank genome assembly.